Miniopterus natalensis is the source of this 6972-nucleotide messenger RNA. The record is from RefSeq and is a predicted model, not a curated record. NCBI's taxonomy places the organism in Eukaryota, Metazoa, Chordata, Mammalia, Chiroptera, Miniopteridae.
AUGAAUGUCACUCUCUGUCCCACACCAGCCAUCUUCAGUGCUCCUCGGCCCCCGCAACGGAUGCUGAUGGCCCUUGAGGCAAUGAAAAUUCUCAAAUGUGUUUUUUUUUUCCAUUUGCAGCCUAGAGGCAACCGAAAGCAUGGUGCAUCCUUUCUCAUCACAAAAGCAGUUCGAGAUCGUUUACUAUUUUUACGCCAGUACAUCUGGUACAGCCCUGCACCCUUUUUGCUUCCUGAUGGCCUGGUUCGCUUGGUUAAUAAACAGAUAAACUGGCAUUUGGUCCUUGCAAGCAAUGGAAAGCUUUUGGCUGCUGUUCAAGAUCAGUGUGUGGAGAUCAGGUCUGCAAAAGAUGAUUUUACCUCUGUUAUUGGGAAAUGUCAAGUUCCCAAAGACCCGAAACCACAGUGGAGGCGUGUGGCGUGGAGCUAUGACUGCACCCUGCUGGCCUAUGCAGAGAGCACGGGAACUGUGCGGGUGUUUGACCUCAUGGGAAGUGAGCUCUUCGUGAUUGCCCCGGCAUCGAGUUUAGCAGGUGAUUUGAGCUAUGCCAUUGCUGGGUUGAUCUUUUUAGAGUAUAAAGCCAGUGCACAGUGGUCUGCAGAGCUUUUAGUCAUCAAUUACCGAGGAGAACUUAGAAGUUACCUUGUAAGUGUUGGAACAAAUCAGAGCUAUCAAGAGAGUCACUGUUUCAGCUUCAGUAGUCAUUAUCCUCAAGGAAUCAACACAGCUGUCUACCAUCCUGGUCACAGACUCUUACUGGUUGGCGGAUGUGAAAGUGCUGAUGUGAGCACAUCAACGGCUUCUAGCUCCGGCCUUUCUGCCUGGAGAGUUCUCUCGGGAUCACCUUAUUAUAAGCAGGUCACCAGUGGUGGAGGCAGGGUCGCUGCCGUACCAAAGACACUGGGGUUAUUAAGGAUGUUAAGUGUCAAGUUCUACAGUCGCCCAGGACAAGAAAAGGAUGGGAUCUUUAAGAUGAGCCUCUCUCCAGAUGGAACCCUCCUUGCAGCCAUUCACUUCUCAGGGAAACUGAGCAUCUGGGCCAUCCCAUCCCUGAAGCUGCGAGGGGAGUGGAGUCAAAAUGAGCAGCCAGGCUAUGAUGACCUCAAUCCUGACUGGAGGCUCUCCACGGACAAGAGAAGAAAAAUCAAAGACAAGGAGUCAUUUUACCCACUCAUCGAUGUGAGCUGGUGGGCAGACAGCGCCGUGACGCUGGCUCGCUGCUCUGGGGCUUUGACCGUGUCCUCCGUGAAAACCUUGAAGAACCUACUGGGAAAGUCCUGCGAGUGGUUUGAACCCUCACCUCAAGUCACCGCUGCCCACGACGGGGGCUUUUUGAGUUUGGAGUGCGAGAUUAAACUUGCCCCCAAACGCUCUCGUUUGGAGACGAGGAGUGGAGAAGAGGGCGAGGGAGAGGAGGGUUCCGACUCUGACCAGGACACCUCCGCCAAGGCCCGCUACUUCGGUUACGUCAAGCAGGGCCUGUACCUAGUGACUGAGAUGGAGCGGUUUGCGCCACCGAGGAAACGCCCCCGAGCCAUCACUAAGCACUACCGCCUUGUGAGCCUGCGCUCCACCACGCCCGAGGAGCUGUACCACCGGAAGAUCGAGAGCGAAGAGUAUGAGGAAGCCUUGUCCCUGGCCCAGACCUACGGCUUGGAUGCUGAUCUCGUACACCAGAGGCAGUGGAGGAAGUCGGCAGUCAACAUUGCUUCAAUUCAGAACUACCUGAGCAAAAUAAAGAAACGGUCCUGGGUUCUUCACGAGUGUUUGGAAAGAGUCCCUGAAAAUGUGGAUGCUGCCAAGGAGCUGCUGCAGUAUGGGCUGACGGGCACAGACCUGGAGGCCCUGCUGGCAAUCGGGAGAGGAGUGGAUGAUGGCAGAUUUACGUUGCCUGGUGACAUAGACAUUGAGGGCAUCUCCUGGGAGGCGCUCGCCCCUGAGGACAAGGACCAGCCUGCGCAGGACGCACAGGAGAUGGAGCGCAGGAGGAGGCAAGAGCUGCUCACCCUAGUGCACUUUCCAGAGUUAACACUGGAACAGAAGGAGCUCUGCCGCUGCAGGCUGAAAUUAUUAACCUACUUAGACCGGCUGGCAACGUACGAGCACAUCCUGGGAGUGUCUCAUGCAUCUGAACAGAGAUAUGAUGCUGAAUUCUUUAAGAAGUUCAGAAGUCAGAAUAUUGUUCUUUCAGCGAGAACUUAUGCUCGGGAAAGUAAUGUCCAGGCCCUGGAGAUCCUGUUCACCUACCAUGGCUCUGACCUGCUUCCUCACCGCCUUGCGAUUCUCUCGAACUUCCCCGAGACCACUUCUCCACACGAAUACUCCGUUUUGCUGCCGGAAGCAUGUUAUAACGGUGACUCCUUGAUGAUUCUUCCUUGGCAUGAACGUAAACACCGAGAUGAAGAUUGGUGCGAGGAGGCAGAGUGCAGACUGGUGGUUGAGCCGAGCCCCCAAGAUGAAAGUGAAUUCUUGUAUGCGGCACAGCCGGAGCUGCUGAGGUUCAGGACCACCCAGCUGGCAGUGGAGAAGGCGAUGGACUGGUAUCAGACCCGAGCGGAGGAGAUAGAGCGUCACGCUGGACAGGUCGACUGCGCACUAUCCCUGAUUCGGCUUGGAAUGGAGCGGAACAUUCCCGGCUUGUUCGUUCUGUGCGAUAACUUGGUUACUCUGGAAGCAUUGGUCUACGAGGCCGGGUGCGACCUAACCCUGACCUUGAAGGAGCUCCAGCAGAUGAAAGACAUUGAAAAACUAAGAUUACUGAUGAAUAGUUGUUCUGAGGACAAGUAUGUGACAAGCGCCUACCAGUGGAUGGUUCCCUUCCUUCAUCGCUGUGAGAAGCAGUCUCCUGGUGUGGCCAAGGAGCUGUUAAGAGAGUAUCUGGUGACUUUAGCUAAAGGGGACUUGAAACUUCCCUUGAAGAUAUUUCAGCAUUCCAAACCAGAUCUGCAGCAGAAAAUUAUUCCUGACUGGGACCAACUGAUGGCAGUCGCCCUGGACUGCAUCUAUAGCUGUGAGCGGAGUGACCAGCUCUUCCUUUGCUAUGACAUUCUUGAAUGUCUGCCGCAGAGGGGAUAUGGCCCUAAGACAGAGGUAACCACUGCUCUUCAUGACAUGGUAGAUCAACUGGAACAAAUUCUCAGUGUGUCAGAGCUGUUGGAGAAACAUGGACUCGAGAAGCCAGUUUCAUUUGUUAAAAACACUCAGUCAAGCUCAGAAGAGGCACGCAAGCUGAUGGUGAGGCUGACCAGGCACACCGGUCGGAAGCAGCCUCCCGUCAGUGAGGCCCACUGGAGGAUGCUGCUCCAAGACAUGCUAACUAUGCAACAGAAUGUUUACACAUGUCUUGAGUCGGAUGCUUGCUACGAGAUAUUUGCAGAAAGCCUCCUGUGUUCCAGUCGCCUCGAGAAUAUCCGCCUGGCUGGACAGAUGAUGCAGUGCCUCGCUGGUCCCACAAACCCACCGGCGAGCGCAGCCCAGAAGGGGAAAACCCCGUACAGGGUCAGCUACGAGAAAAGCACCGGCUUGGUGUUAGCUGCCAGCAGAGAGUACUUCAAUUCUUCUGCCAGCCUUUCCGACAGCUGCAUGGACCUGGCCAGGUGCUGCUUACAGCUGAUAAUAGAUAGGCCACCUGCCAUUCAAGAGGAGCUUGAUCUUAUCCAGGCCGUGGGGUGUCUGGAAGAAUUUGGGGUAAAGAUCCUGCCUUUGCAAGUGCGCCUGUGCUCUGAUCGAGUUGGCCUCAUCAAGGAGUGUAUUUGCCAGUCCCCCACGUGCUACAAGCAGUCCACAAAGCUUCUGGGCCUGGCUGAACUGCUGAGGGUAGCCGGUGAAGAUGCUGAAGAAAGGCGAGGGCAGGUUCUGACCCUUCUGGUUGAGCAGGCGCUUCGUUUCCAUGACUACAAAGCAGCCAGUGGGCACUGCCGGGAGCUGAUGGCCGCAGGUUAUUCUAAAAGUUGGGAUGUCUGUAGCCAGUUAGGACAGUCGGAAGGUUUCCGGGACUUGGCCACUCGUCAGGAGCUCAUGGCAUUUGCUCUGACGCACUGUCCCCCCGGCAGCAUUGAGCCUCUCCUGGCGGCUAGCAGCUCUCUGCAGACAGAGAUUCUUUACCAAAGAGUGAAUUUCCAGAUCCACCGGGAAGGCGAGGAGAGUACAGGGCCGCCCGAGGAUGAGGUCAGUGUUCCAGGUGGCAGCUCAGCGGACCUGCUGCACUGGACCACGGCCACCACCAUGAAAGUCCUGUCCAACACCACGACCACCACUAGGGCGGUGCUGCAGGCGGUCAGCGACGGGCAGUGGUGGAAGAGGUCUCUCACAUACCUCCGGCCCCUCCAGGGGAAAGAAUUGGGUGAUGCUUAUCGAAGUGGGACCAAUGAAGGUCUAGAGAAGCAAGGCUGCCAUCCCUUUUAUGCAUCUGUCCUCUCUAGCCCGUUCAUCUCAGAGCCCGAGCUAGCCUACGGCGCCUGUCAGCACAUCCCAGGAGAGAGCUUUGCAGAGGUGUUGCUGAGAACCGGGAAGCUGGCAGAGACGAAAACGGAAGGAGAGGAAGUGUUUCCAACCACAGAAGUUCUCUUGCAACUAGCAAGCGAUGCUUUACCAAGUGACAUGACCCUGGCUCUUGCUUACCUCCUGGCCUUACCACAGGUGUUAGAUGCCAACCGGUGCUUUGAGAAGCAGUCGCGCUCUGCCUUGUCCCUCCAGCUGGCGGCAUAUUACUACAGCCUGCAGAUCUAUACCCGUCUGGCCCCCUGCUUCAGGGACAGGUGCCAUCCUCUCUACAGGGCUGAUCCAAAAGAGCUGAUCACGAUGGUCACCAGGCAUGUGACCCAAUACGGACACGAAGCCUGGCCUGAGGACGUCGUCUCACUGACCAAGCAGCUGCACUACUACAAUGAGCGGCUGCUGGAUUUCACGCAGGCUCAGGUCCUGCAGGGCCUGCGCAAGGGGGUGGACGUGCAGCGCUUCACUGCGGACGACCAGUAUAAGAGGGAGACGAUCCUCGGUCUGGCAGAAACCCUUGAGGAAGACGUCUACAGCAUCGCUCUUUCCCUGGCGCAGCGUUACAGUGUUUCCCGCUGGGAAGUCUUUAUGACCCACCUGGAGUUCUUGUUCAGCGAUAGUGGUUUGUCCACAGUAGAGAUUGAAAAUCGAGCCCAAGCCCUUCGUCUCUUUGAGACUUUGAAGACUGAUCCUGAAGCCUUUCACAAGCACAUGGUCAAGUACAUUUACCCCACCAUCGGGGGCUUUGAUCACGAGCGGCUGCUGUACUAUUUCACCCUCCUGGAAAGCUGUGGCUAUGUGGAUCUGGGGAAGUCUGCCAUUAAACCCGAAACCCACAUUCGGCUGCUGAAGAAGUUUAAGGUAGUCGCCUCAGGUCUCAAUUACAAAAAGCUGAUAGAGGAAAACACGGACCCUCUGGAGGCACUGGAGCCAGUCCUUUCAAGUCAGAACAUCUUAUCCAUUUCCAAGCUUGUUCCCAAAAUCCCCGACAAGGAUGGACGGGCGCUCUCCCCGAGCUCCCUAUACACCAUCUGGCUGCAGAAGUUGUUCUGGACGGGGGACCCUCACCUCAUUAAGCAAGCCCCGGGGUCCUCGCCAGAGUGGCUCCGUGCCUUCGAGGUCUGCGGGAAGUACUUUGAUCGCCUCCACCCAGGGGACCUCAUCACGGUGCUGGACGCAAUUACAUUUUCUCCAAAAGCUGUGACCAAGCUGUCCGUGGAAGCACGUAAAGAGAUGACUAGCAAGGCUAUUAAGACAGUCAAGCAUUUUAUUGAGAAGCCACGGAAAAGGAAUUCAGAAGAAGAUGUCCAAGAAGCUGUGGAUUCUAAAGUGACCUACGCAGACACCUUGAGUCACCUGGAGAAGUCACUCGCUCACCUGGAUACCCUGAGCCACAGCUUCAUCGUCUCUCUUCAGAGCAGUGAGCAGGAAAUACUGCAGAAAUACAGUCGCCUGUAUGAUCUGUCCCGGUCAGAAAAAGGGAAGCUUCAUGAUCAAGCCGUGGCCAUGUGUUUGGAUGGUCAGCCUCUCGUGAUGAUUCAGCAGCUGCUCGCUGUGGCCGUGGGCCCUCUUGACCUCUCGCCCAAGGACGUAGUCCGGAGUGCAGUAACGAAAAUCAUCUCUGCGUUGAGCGGAGGCAGCGACCUUGGUGGGCCCCGGGAUCCACUCCAGGUUCUGGAAGGUGUUGUUGCAGCCGUCCAUGCCAGCGUGGACAAGGGGGAGGAGCUGGUGUCCCCUGAGGACCUGCUGGAGUGGCUGCGGCCUUUCUGUGCUGAUGACACGGGGCCCGUGAGGCCCCGAGUCCGUGCGCUGCAGAUUCUGGGACAGUCAUUCCACCUGACCGAGGAGGACAGCAAGCUCCUUAUGUUCUUUAGAACGGAAGCCAUCCUCAGAGCCACGUGGCCCCAGAGGCAGGUGGCCGUGACCGACGUUGAAAGCGAAGAGAACCGCUACGCGCUCUUCUCGGAGCUCCUGGAGUCCAGCCACCAGGAGGCUGAGUUUCAGCACUUGGUUUUGCUCUUGCAAGCGUGGCCACCCAUGAGUCAUGAGCAUGUAACCAGCGUGACUAGUAACCCUUGGGUGAGACUGGCCACGGUGAUGCUCAGCAGGUGUACGAUGGAGAACAGGGAAGCCCUGGGGAGUGAAGUUCUGAAAAUCUGUCGCGCUCUGUACAACACCACGCAGAUGCUCCCUGCCCAGUGUGUGGAGGAGCUGUGCGCGCUGCUGCGGAGCCAGGCCCUGCUGCUGCCGGCCCUGAAGCUUCUUCUCGAGAGCCCGGACGAGCGUCUGCGCGAGGUGGCCCUGGAGCAGGUUGCCACCGUCACCAAGCAGGCGACUUCGGCUAAAUACAAAGCCCCCGGGACUCAGCGCUUGUGCUGUAGGUGUCGUAACUACGCAGAAGCAGCUCCUGGCUCCAGCCCCUCAGAGGCCACGCCGUCCGACCCUUCGGCUGCAUCUGCCGUCCAUCAGCGAUUCUAA